This is a messenger RNA of Fusarium coffeatum, 1332 nucleotides long. RefSeq lists its product as uncharacterized. The coding region runs from base 1 to 1332 and encodes 443 amino acids. The record is from RefSeq and is a predicted model, not a curated record. The transcript has a single exon. Lineage: Eukaryota; Fungi; Ascomycota; Sordariomycetes; Hypocreales; Nectriaceae.
AUGGCUUUGGAGUAUCUGGCACCUGAACUACUAUCCAUUAUUCUGCAAAGCAUCGAUUCACCUCAUACCUUACAUGACCUAAUCUCAGCAUCACCAGCUUGUUUGCGAGUGUUUAACCAAACGUCGCAACAAAUACUAUCAAAUCUCGUUCAGAACACAAUACCAUCUAUCAACAAACGGCAUAUACUUGCCCUUCUUCAGGCACCUACACCGGCGACCCAAACUGGCGUCUCAUCAUUUCUGGACAAGUACUUUGAUGAAUCCUUUUCGUAUGUCUUUCCGACCGAUAGAGCAGGCAUCGUCAAUGUUUUGAAGCUCUACAACCGGGUGUCGUUUCUCAUCAACGGAUAUCUAAAUCAUGUCCGAAAGCUUGGUUUUGGCGACUCUAUUCUUACACCAACUCGGUCUGAAGUCGCUAGACUACAAAGGGCAUUCCUACGAUAUGGUGUCUCUGCGUGCGUUUUCCCUGCUGAUGACACACUACCAUGGGAGGACCCAUCACCGAACCAUGAUUUCUCUGCUCAGGAACAAUUCGACCUAUUCAUUUCCCGUCUGAAGCCUUGGGAAUGUGAAGAAAUAGUAUGUGUCGAGCAAUACUUUUCCAUUCUCAUAGGCAACUUUGUCGACGAAAUGGAAGAACAGCUGGCCGACGCCGUCAAGAAUGUGCUUGUAUGCGAGGCGCCAAUGUCGAAAGAUGAUGGUAAAGACGAUUCAAGAGAUACCAGUGGCAAAGACAACCUCCGUCGUUUUGACGCUCUUGACCUUACUAGCCUUUCCAUUUUCUCUCACGACUACAGGUAUCGGAUCCACCAGAAUAUCAGUUAUAUGGCCUCUUUGGGUCUGGAAUUUAUGUGUGACCUGAUACGAUCAGAUCCAGAAGAACGUUCAAAGCUUCUUCGCUCCAAUUCUCCUAAUUUCCGCGACUCCUUGGAAGAUGCGUUAAAGUUCUCACCUCCCUCGGACAGGAACGAAGACGAUGAAGAGUCAGAAUGGGAAAAUGACCCGUCCUGCAAUAAUCUUGGUUGGCCGCGUUUCGGGAUGCGAAGCCAGGGGUGGCUGUAUCUACGCAUCGAUACUUGGGGAUAUCAUAUGUUACCGUUGCGAGAACUGGGAUAUGUCUUCUGGGAUUCUUCCAGGAUGAACCAUAUGGCGGUCUGCGACAAGCUAUUCGCAGCGCAGAAAAUGUCAUCGGAGAAGAGAAAGAAACGAUUUGAUCGUCGGGAUAAAGAAACACUUGAGCAUAGGUUCAAGGGAGCCAUGAUCCCACGAAGUGAGAUGAAACGACUCGAGAGCGAGUUUGGGUACAUCAAGCGGCCUAUGGAAGAGAGUUAG